AAACACAGCAGAUCAGCAGCAUCGCAUACCUUUGUUACCAUGGCAACCAUCCACCAGCCUCUACUAAACUCUACAAAAACUUCUUAUAGAAAGCCUUGCUGCUUAACCCUCUCCUUAGUUGCUCUAUUUACCAUCGGUUUGAUCAUAAUUAGACCAAUUGAUCGUCCUCCCCCACCUCUCAAGAUCUGUGAGGGAGCCCAUGACGAAGAGUCAUGCUUGGCCAUGAUCUCUCAAAUAGCCCCAAACACAACCAUCAAAACCAGUGACCUAUUGCAACUCUUCUUGGAGAGGUCCAUCUCCGAGGUGAAGAAUACCAUGAGAAUGGCAAAUAAUGUCAGGAAUCGGAUCAACAACCAAAGAGAACAAGCAGCUUUGGCUGAUUGUUCUCAGUUGAUGGAGUUUUCCAUGGAUAGAAUCAUGGAUUCCAUGACUGGUCUUAAAAACCAUGAUGUUCAUUCGUAUGCAGAUUCUCAUUCAUGGCUAAGCAGUGUACUCACUAACCAUGUCACAUGCUUGGAUGGCUUGGAAGGUCCAACCAAAACCCUUAUGGAGUCUACCCUCAAUGACUUGAUAUCAAGAGCCAGAACUACCCUAGCCAUUUUCGUUGCAAAUUCACCUAAAAAACAAAAGUUGAUCCAGCCAUUGAUGGAUGAAUUUCCAUCUUGGGUCACUAGCAGGGACAGAAGGCUUUUAAUGUCCUUACCUAAGGACAUCAAACCGGAUGUUGUGGUGGCUAAGGAUGGAAGUGGUAAGUACAAGACUCUGACAGAGGCAGUGGCCGCCGCCCCAAGUAAGAGCAAGACCAGGCAUGUCAUCCACGUGAAAAAGGGUAUCUACGAAGAGAAUGUGGAGAUUGGAUCAAUCAAGAAAAAUCUGAUGAUCGUCGGCGAUGGUAUGGGUGCCACCAUCAUCACCGGCAGCCUCAACGUUGUAGAUGGUUCCACAACGUUCAAAUCGGCAACCGUCGCUGCUGUCGGCGACGGAUUCAUAGCUCAAGAUCUAGGGUUCCAGAACACCGCCGGACCGCGUAAGCACCAAGCGGUGGCGCUACGCGUCGGAGCUGACCAUGCUGUCAUAAACCGCUGCAAAAUCGACGCUUACCAAGACACCCUGUACGCUCACACCAACCGUCAAUUCUACAGAGACAGCUUCAUCACCGGAACGGUGGACUUCAUAUUCGGAAACGCCGCCGCGGUGUUCCAGAACUGCACGAUCGAAGCUCGAAAGCCCAUGGACAACCAGUCCAACAUGCUCACUGCCCAAGGCCGAGAAGACCCAAAUCAAAACACGGGAACUUCAAUCCAGAAAUGUGAGAUUAAAGCCAGCACAGAUCUUCGGCCCGUUAAAAGCAAGAUCAAGACAUAUUUGGGCAGACCCUGGAAGGCCUAUUCAAGAACCGUUGUGAUGCAAUCCAACAUUGGCGAUCAUAUUGACCCAACAGGGUGGGCUCCUUGGCAUGGGGAUUUUGCACUGAAGACAUUAUAUUACGGGGAGUACAUGAACAAGGGCGCGGGUGCAGGUACGAGCAAGCGGGUAAAAUGGGCUGGAUAUCAUGUGAUCACUAACUCAAAAGAGGCCCAGAAGUUUACUGUAAGGGAGUUGAUCCAGGGAGGAGAUUGGUUGAAGUCCACAGGAGUAACUUACACAGAAGGUCUUCGAAAAUAAUGCUUGGUACAAGCUGAGUAUGAUCUAUAUUUAAUAUUUGACUGAAAAAUAUUUAGGUAUAGUGUUUUAGGCUUUAUAUUUAUCUAAAUAUUCUAAGAGUUAUAUGUAGUACUUAACUCAACAGGUACUGGGUAACUUGUAAGGAUGUAUUUAUGUACUUGCCUUGGGAAAAGAAGAAGUCUUAUAUGAUUUACUAUUGUUACGUGUAUUAUAUGUUUGACUUGAGGUUUGUUAUUUAUGUAUGUUGCUAUUGUUGUAUAUAUUAUGUGUUAGACUUGAGAUUUAUUAUUU
Rubroshorea leprosula is the source of this 1956-nucleotide messenger RNA. The record is from the annotation of a GenBank genome assembly. NCBI's taxonomy places the organism in Eukaryota, Viridiplantae, Streptophyta, Magnoliopsida, Malvales, Dipterocarpaceae.